GUCGAACCUGGUCGAACUCGAACCGCGGCCGGUUCGCGACACCCCUAGUUAGGAACGGGCAUGAACAUGUUUCAUGUUCUUCGGAGUUUCUUUGGACCACAGUUGGCCACAGUGCUUCGGACUCUGUUGCCCAGGCGUUACCCCGUAGAGGAGGCGUUGCCACGGGUCCUGUCAUGAUGGCUGGACUUGACGAUGUACCGAAUGAACUCCUGCUCAAGAUUUUCAGCCUGGUUGAUGGGGCCACCCUGGUACGUUCGGCUCGUGUCUGCAGACGAUGGCACGACGUUGUCCACGCCAUCCUUGAACACGGACAGACAAUCUGGAAGAUGCUCUGCGCGAACGAGAUUGACGGCGAAGUCGUCGGGGAACUUCAUGGCCAUGUGCCGCAGAGGAUUAUCGACUCGUGUGGUCCAGCCGGCGAUGGGUCUUGCUCCACCGACUGGUUCAGACUCUACAAGACGUGGCACUUUUCGAAGGUCCUUGCUGGCCUUCCCCACCGGACAAACGCGUACCCAGUUGCCCGUCUGGACCCAGUGACGUGUGUCAAGGCCAGCCGAACGCUUGCUGUCACCGGCCACAGUGACGGCACCGUGUGCUUCUGGGACGCCACUACCGGUGCGAUGAUUCGACUCCUACCCUCUCAUAAAGCCUCGGUCAACGACCUCGCACUCGUCGACUUCCGUUGCAGAGGUCCUUACGGAUUUGGUAGCUUCUCGUCUAACCACCACCACGUGGUCUCCUGUUCGGCGGACAUGUCCGUCUGUCCCAUGCCACUCAACGGCCACGCUCCCGUGGGCGAUACAAAGGUGCACUUCGGCGAGGCCAUCCUCAGCAUCAGGGCGUCGGGCAGUCACCUGGCCGUGCUGACCAAAUACAACGGCAUUUGCAUGUACAAGAUGUGCAUCAACGUCAACGGACAUCUCGACCUGUCCCCCUCCUCCAGGCUCAACAUGGGCAUGGGACCCACUUCUUGGAUGGGGAUCUGGGAAAACACGGUGAGGCACGUCGGGACCAACAGGCUGUUGACAACGGUCGACGUCUGCUCCGGCAGUCUGAGAAGCGCACCUCUCGUGUCCUUGUGCAGCGGCGACGGGGAUCCUGUCACCGUGGCCAACGUGUGCAUUCAGAGGAAAAGCACCCUGAUUGUCCUCUCUGUGUUCCAAGAGCUCUACAUAUCUGUGGACGACGGCGAUCACUUUGUCCGCUACCCAGUCACCACAUUGUGCCAAGGCCCUGUCACCAGCUUGGCCCUACACGGGUCCUUGCUGGCGCUUGGAUUGGAACACGGCUGGCUGAAUGUGUACAGCGUGCCCGCUCCGAUAGAUAUGCUCCAGUUGGACCUCGCCCAUCCGUCGUGGUCCGAGCGGGUCGGCAAAAAAUCCAUCAUUUCCGUGGACAUCACGCAUGCCGCUGGAUGCAAGCCUAUGGUAGUAGCGUGUUCGUCGGACUGCGUCUUUGCGGUGCAGUUCGACGUCUAGUUAUGGCCUGACACUUGGUGUUCUUUCUAGAAGUCUUCUAAAUAAAUAAGGGGAAGUUUGCCAAA
Messenger RNA from Ixodes scapularis (black-legged tick), 1543 nucleotides. RefSeq lists its product as uncharacterized. The transcript is spliced from 8 exons. Bases 174 to 1478 code for a protein of 434 amino acids. Lineage: Eukaryota; Metazoa; Arthropoda; Arachnida; Ixodida; Ixodidae. Gene Ontology annotation, molecular function: protein binding. The record is from RefSeq and is a predicted model, not a curated record.